AUGGCGUCAACAUCAGAUGUGCACGGUUCUUCUCCUGUGCCAACCCUGCCCCAGCCCAACGACAACGGUCGUUCGCACAUGUCCUCCCUCUCAUCAUCCUCAUCCAUCUCCGACGCCGAAACCGAACGUAGAGGUCGUUCAGAGAGACCUCGCAUGGCCAGUCGGAAACCGAGUGCCUCAAUACUAGUUCCACGGGAUCAUCCUGAAAUCGAAAUCGAGGAAGAAGAAUUCCCCCCUGACGACGCACGCGCCAUGAGUCCUCGACGCAACUCGGCUGAUUUGGAGCGACUGGGCAAGGAAGCCAGGCAAACACUACAAGAACAAGCCAAGGCUCUCCAGUCGUCCCUUCAGGCGCUCGCCGAACGUAUCGAAGCCGUUAAAUCCGACCAUGAUAAACUCGAAAGCGAGAACCGGUUCCUUCAAGAUUACAUCGGUGGAUUAACCCGCAACAUGACCAAGAGCGAAAUGACAAGGAGUAGCACCAAGGUCAAAAAGUCGCAGAAAUAG
Aspergillus niger is the source of this 507-nucleotide messenger RNA. RefSeq lists its product as uncharacterized. The record is from RefSeq and is a predicted model, not a curated record. NCBI's taxonomy places the organism in Eukaryota, Fungi, Ascomycota, Eurotiomycetes, Eurotiales, Aspergillaceae. The transcript is spliced from 2 exons. Gene Ontology annotation, cellular component: trans-Golgi network. The coding region runs from base 1 to 507 and encodes 168 amino acids.